AUGGAUUCUGCUCAUUACGCCAAGGCGAAGAAGGGGACGACCAAGUCAACUGUCAAAUCCCCGGUACAGAAGGGAAUCGCUCGAUCCCCCGUCAAGAACGAAGCUGGAGAAGCCCUUGUGAAGUUCCUGGCCCCGAAUCCUUCCCAGCGUACGAUCCCAGGACUGUCCGAAGCGAAAGCCCCUACCUACAGCCGGAUGGGUGUUUAUCGAAAGAAGAGUGAGGCCAGCCCGCCCAAGACCGUAUCUAGCGUUAGCACGGGCGUCACCAACAAAGGAGCCCAAGUCCAAAUCGGAAACGUCCUCCCUGUCGGUGAACUUCCUGAAGGAACGGCCAUCUGCAACGUCGAAAGCCGCAAUGGCGACCGCGGCGUCCUCGCCCGUGCUUCUGGCAAUUACGGAACUGUGAUCGCCCACAACCCCGACACUGGCAAGACCCGUAUCCGUCUGCCCUCAGGAGCCAAGAAGGUUGUCGCCUCUGCCAACCGUGCCAUGAUCGGAAUCGUGGCUGGUGGCGGAAGGACAGACAAGCCCAUGCUCAAGGCCGGAAACACCUACCACAAAUACGAAAAACUGCUUGACGAACAGCGCAUCAUCAAAGAACUUGUCGAAAACCCGGAGAGCAAUUAUGACUGGAGGGUCAGACCGCGCGGCAGCUUACAGCCGCCACCCGACGAGGAAGAUCCAACUGGACCCGUGCUCGUCACCGUCAACAUGUAUCUCAGAAGCAUCUCAAAAGUCGACGACGUCAACAUGGAAUACUCGCUGCACUUUACUUUUAGAGAGGAAUGGGUGGACGAGCGCCUUUUCUUCGUGUCCGAUCGUCUUUCCCACAUCGUGCUUUCACCCGGCCAAAAGAUUUGGAUGCCGGACACGUUCUUUCAAAACGAAAAGGAGGGCAAGAAGCACGACAUCGACACGCCGAACGUUUUGAUACGUGUUUUCAACGGAACGGGUCGAAUCCUAUACAGCACGCGGUUGACGUUAACCCUUUCCUGCCCGAUGCGGUUGUCCAAUUACCCGCUAGAUGUGCAAGAGUGCAAGAUCGAUUUUGCGUCCUACGCCUACACCACCGACGAUAUUGGUGUCUACAGUUGCCUGAGUACUAUCCUGGGGUUGAAGCGCGAGUUCUCCUACUAUCUGCUGCAGCUGUACAUCCCUUCCUUUAUGCUGGUGGCCGUUUCCUGGGUGUCUUUUUGGCUCGACAAGGACUCGGUGCCCGCACGUGUAACCCUGGGGGUGACCACGCUGCUGACGAUGACCACUCAGGCGAGCGGCGUAAACGCAAAUCUGCCCCCAGUCAGCUACACGAAAGCCAUCGACAUUUGGAUCGGGGUUUGUUUGGCGUUCAUCUUCGGAGCGCUGCUCGAGUUCGCGCUGGUCAACUGGGCGGCGCGCAAGGAUCUGUGCCAGAAUCGAGGGCGGCGAUCGAGCAAUUUCUUUCAUCGAUUG
Mesorhabditis spiculigera is the source of this 1449-nucleotide messenger RNA. NCBI's taxonomy places the organism in Eukaryota, Metazoa, Nematoda, Chromadorea, Rhabditida, Rhabditidae. The record is from the annotation of a GenBank genome assembly.